Strongylocentrotus purpuratus (purple sea urchin) is the source of this 804-nucleotide messenger RNA. Its product is annotated as calcium-binding protein P-like. Bases 151 to 687 code for a protein of 178 amino acids. The record is from RefSeq and is a predicted model, not a curated record. The transcript is spliced from 4 exons. Lineage: Eukaryota; Metazoa; Echinodermata; Echinoidea; Camarodonta; Strongylocentrotidae.
AACUAUUAAAACUGGCUAAUACUAGCACGCGCGCGUCUGAGCUGAAGUUUGAGAAAGACUAUUAUCCACGAGCAGAUCGAGGACCUCGCCCUUAAAGUUGGACGAAUUUAGACCCUUGCUGCUGAGGAUUCCAGCUGAUACCAUCUCAUCAUGAGCUACCCCCCACCAGGUGGAGGAGGGUACCCCUACCCACCCGACGGUGGUGGCGCUUACCCCCCUCAACAGCCCCCUAAUCAGGCUUACCCACCCCCAGGACCAGGAGGGGGCUACCCCCCUCCCCAAACAGGCGGAGCACAAGGGGCGUAUCAUCCCCAACCUUAUCCUGGCUUAGGCGGUGGUUGUAUUCCCCCACCACAAAUCCCACCCCAGGGCUACCCAGGACAAGUGCCAUCAUACCCCGCCCAGGGCCAAGUGCAGUACCCACAAGCUCCUGUCGGCUACCCUGGUGCGGCAGCACCUGGAUACCCUGCUUCCGGUUCAGUGGGCGUGGUCGCUCACGGGAAGAAGAAGAAGAAACAGAAAAAGAUGAAGAAACACAAGCACAAGCAUGGCUCGUCAUCCAGUUCAUCCAGCUCUUCAUCAUCGUCGUCUUCAAGUUCUUCCAGCAGUGACUCGGACUGUAAAGGGCAUGGUUAUAAGGUGAAGGUGAAAAAACAUAAGAAGAAGAAGCACAAGGACUUUCGAUGAAUGAACCAUUUAUAAUAGAAUCAAAUUUAAUGCAUAAAUCUUUGUUAAAGAUGAAGUUGAGUUCUGGUCAUGCGAUUGCAUUGUGAAAGAAACGGUGUGGAAUCGACCAGAAAAGGU